AUGGCAGCUGUGUCUCAUCAACCCUACUCACACAUACUUGACACAUCUGCACCUCUUUACCAAGAACCAGCCUCUUUAGACCUCGACACUCUCUUACUCGACGAUACAGCCGAACAACCCUUUUCGACUGAUGAAUUACAAAAAGAAUGUAUAUUAUUUCCUACUUAUGCUAUGCAAAGCCCCACAGAUCCUUCACUGUGGAUAAUUCGUGUCAAGGCUUGGGCACUUUCUCACAAAACAUCCGGCACAAAGCAACGGCUAAUGAUGGGAAUUACCAAAAGUGUUGCAAAGGCAGCCUCCACAGAUCCAAAGACAACUCAUAUGUUUGAAAAACGAUUUAGCUACUUUAUGGCAAAGAACAAACGCAACAAGGUCUUUAUUAUCAAGGCCACCGGACCAAUAUCUCUGCAGGACAGUCGAAGGGAUCCCUACAGUCUGUCUUCUUCACUAAACGACGACGAACAGUUUCCAGGCCUUUACGAAACUGAAGCCAUAGACUACGCCAGCUACCUCAACAGACCAUUUUCAUGGACCACGCCCCCAUUUGGCAGACCAAAGAACCCACUUUCGAUAGUCCUGAAUUCAUCAAUAGUAUCCCGUGCCAUGUCUGGAUCACUCAUCGACCGAUACACAACCUAUGAUUGCCCAAGUUACUUUGACUAUCUCCAAAACACGCCGCCAUUAAAUACCGGAUCAUCCCAGCAUCCUUUAGAUCCCUUACAGGAAAGCUUUGUUUCAGAAAACACUGGCUUUUUUGGUGGCACGUUUGAAAUCUCAGACGAACAGGUCCAGAACUGGGCCAAGCAGCACGGUCUGUGUGAUCCUCGUCUUAUUCAGCUGAGAUCCGACCCAUCACCCCAACCCAACCCUACAAAGUCGAAUUUUUUACCGACCACUGGACUGGUCAGCUUGAUUAGACCCAGUGGUAUUUCGAUUAUCUCUGACAUUGACGACACAAUCAAGGACACUCGGGUCCUAAACGGCGCACGGACCGUGAUUUCAAACACAUUUUUCAAAGAGCCCAAGGACGUCGAUGGCAUGGCUGAUGCGUACAUGGGGUGGUACACCCAGGGUGCCUCGUUUCACUAUGUCUCCAACAGUCCGUUUCAGCUCCUGCCUAUGCUGGACCGCUUUAUUCACCAGAACCAGUUCCCACCCGGCAGCAUCCACCUCCGAGCCGACAGCAGCCUGUUUUCCAGACUGGUCAAGGUGGCCGGCCAGGCCAAGCGGGAUGCGAUCCUGUUGAUCAUGAGCGACUUUCCUCACAGGCGGUUUGUUCUUGUAGGCGAUUCGGGCGAAAUCGACCUGGAGAUAUACAGCCAGAUUGCACUAGAGAAUCCGGGGCGCAUCCUAAAGAUCUUUAUUCGAGACGUUACCACGCCGUUUUUUGAUCAGCCUAGUAGCACCAGCACCAGUUCAGUGUCUGCCAAACAAACCUGGAUCCAAUCAACCACACGCCGAUCAGGCUCGUUUUUGUCACUCCUAUUGUCUUCCAAACGAAAGAUGUCAGAAGAUAGUCAGGAUUCUGAUGAUCAGGAGCAUGGGUAUAAUCACGAUGCCAUGGUUUCUGCGGAAAUAAACAGAAUCAAAAACAGGGAAAACGAGGAAAACAAGGAAAGUGAUGAAAAGAAUAUCCACAUUCUGAAUAUUCAGAUGCCUGGUAUCAAGCUCACUGAACCCGUGGACGAGAGGGUGACACUGACAGAAAGGUACGACGGUCUCUCCAGAUCAUUGGACAACAGAAACAGCAAAAAUUUAUUAGACGUCAAGGAGUGGCAUACAAAGGCUUGGCUAGAAGAGACAGAAGAAAAAUCAAAAUCAGAAACAGAAGAAGAAGAAGAAGAAAGGAUAAGAAGAAGAGGGAUAAGAAGAAGAUGGUCUGAUCAAGACAAUUUGAUCAUAAAAUCACAAGAAUCCGAAAGGUUGAGUGAACGUCUGGCAGCUGCAAGGGCUGCAGUGCCAGCUGUAGAUAUUGUACUGUUUUCUAAUGCUGAAGAGUUGAGUCAAGAUAACCAAGUUCGAGACGCACUCUGGAAGCACUGGGAUGAUCAAUCCAUGCAACAAAAGGAAAAUUGA
Messenger RNA from Phycomyces blakesleeanus NRRL 1555(-), 2076 nucleotides. RefSeq lists its product as hypothetical. NCBI's taxonomy places the organism in Eukaryota, Fungi, Mucoromycota, Mucoromycetes, Mucorales, Phycomycetaceae. The transcript has 3 exons. The record is from RefSeq and is a predicted model, not a curated record. Gene Ontology annotation, cellular component: actin cortical patch. Gene Ontology annotation, molecular function: phosphatidate phosphatase activity. Bases 1 to 2076 code for a protein of 691 amino acids.